AGACAUGAUAGCAAUCUCCCAUGAUUUCGCUUCGAAAUCAUCUGGAUACAUAUUCCAAACAGAUAAUGAAGACAAUUUAGAAGCUAUGAGAAUAUUAGAAAAUCUUAAAACUCAUUAUAACAAUGAAAAAUUUGCAGACACUAAAAUAAUAGUGGAUGAAGAUAAAAAUGAAGUAAUUUAUGUUCAUUCUCAAAUACUUAAGAUACAAUCCAAAUAUCUUGAAAGUGCUUUAUCACAAUCUUGGGAGAGAAAAAAAGAUAAUUACUAUAUUAUUAAGAAACCAAAUGCUACAAAAGAGAGCAUGGAUAAUGUAUUAAAAUUUCUUUAUUUUGAUAAACCAUUUUCCUCACUGCGAGCUGAAGAAUUUAUAAAAACAUUUUUGUUAACUGAUGAAAUAUGUAUAGAUGUGUAUCUUAAUAUGUUAAACCAAUAUUUUAUAAACAACAUAGAAAAAUUAAUAAGUGAUGAUUUGAAACUAAUUUUUGAUUUUAUUGAAUCCUUUAAGGAACUGCAGAAAAUAGUAGUAAGAACAAUAUUUCAUAAACCUAAAUUAUUUUUUUCAGCAGAAAAUUUUCAAACUAUAACUAUUCAAUAUUUGAAACUUUUUAUAUCAAAUGACAAUUUAGAUAUAAAAGAAACUGAAAUUCUUAAAAAAGUAAUUAUAUGGUUAAAUGGCAGAGAUUUGAAAGAUUUGAAUGAAUACUAUAAUAUAUUAUUAAAAUAUAUUCGCUUCGAUCAAAUAACUGAUAAUGGUUUUAAAAUAUUGUAUGUGAAUUUAAAAGAAGAAAGUAUUAACUCAGACAUUUUAAAAAAGUGGAUUGAUAGACAAGAUACAACAAAUUAUAAGCACAACUUUAAAUUAUUAUUAAAAGAAAAUGUAAUCAAAGCUGAGCAAUUACACAGUUCUUGUAAUAAUAAAGAUGCUACAAUCGUGAUUGGAAAGUUAAAAAAUGAAGAUAGUUUUAUUGGAGGAUAUAACUCUUUAAAUUGGUCAACAGAAACUUACAAAGGAACAGAAGAUAGUUUUAUAUUUACCAAACUGUUGUCAUUCCUUCAAAGCAAAGCACUAUUAUCUUCAAUUUAUGGAGCAGUUUACGUAAAAAGACAAAAAAUGAUAGACUAUAUUUUGGAUAUUAAUCGAUUAAACAACUUAUUGAAAAAUAAUGAAAUUAAUUUUUUGAGCAAUUUGUUUCCACCUGCAAAUGUAGAAUUAGACGAAGAGGUCAACGAAUAUUUAGAUAAUAUAUUUUCUAUUUUUAAGAGUAAAGAGACUCUUAAUGCUGAAAAUAUAUUCGAAGAAGUGGAACAAGAAUGGAAAUUAACUGGUGAUGUUGAAAAGAAAGCUAAGAUAUUUUAUGACGCAAUUCAUUCCACAUUGAACGAUGACUCACUCAAGGAACAAAGAAAACAAAAACUAGUACUUCUUAAAGAAACACCUUCUGACAUC
Molecule: messenger RNA, 1447 nt
Organism: Dentiscutata erythropus
Lineage: Eukaryota; Fungi; Glomeromycota; Glomeromycetes; Diversisporales; Gigasporaceae
Source: the annotation of a GenBank genome assembly